UUCAGAAGUGUGCUACGCUAGUUCACCCAAAUUAGGAAAACCCUCUUCACCAACAAAAUAUCCUCGCCUAUCACGUGCUUCAAUCAUCCACCCAAACCCAAAUUCACUUCUACUUAAAUAUCUUAAUUUCCCUACACGCCUUAACCCUUCGGUCAUUCAAUAUCAACCAUAUUUCCUCAUAUAUAUAUAUAUACAAGACCCUGCCUCAUUCUUCACACAAACCAAACCACGCGCUACAGAGUAACAACAUCGGAGAUUGCAAACAUGGACUGGGUCCGGGGAGACGCCGUCGGACGAGGAAGCUUCGCCACCGUUAGUUUAGCCAUCCCCAAGACCCACCCCGGUCGGUUUCCGUUAACCGCCGUCAAGUCCUCCGAAGCUAACACCUCGCGCUGGCUCAAGAACGAGAAACACGUGCUCGACCGCCUAGGCUCGUGUCCCAGGAUCGUUCGUUGCUUCGGUCAUGACUACACUUUGGAGAAUGGCGUCGAGUUUUAUAACCUCUUCCUCGAAUACGCCGCCGCCGGGACCCUCGCCGACGAAGUCAAACGCCGCGGUGGCCGGAUUGCCGAACCUGCGGUUCGACACCACGCGAGGUCCAUCGUGGAGGGGUUAAACCACGUGCAUCAAAAGGGGUUCGUGCACUGCGACGUAAAGCUGCAAAACAUCCUCGUAUUCGAGGACGGGGAAAUCAAGAUUGCGGAUUUCGGUCUGGCGAAGGAGGCAGGGGAGGAACAGAGUAGAAGUGAAUGCAGGGGGACUCCGAUGUUUAUGUCGCCGGAGCAAGUGAUCGCCGGCGAGUGCGGCCCGGCGGCGGAUAUUUGGGCCCUCGGGUGCGCCGUCGUGGAGAUGGUUACCGGGAAACCGGCGUGGCAGGUGGAGAAAGGGUCCUCGAUGUGGUCGUUGUUGCUUCGUAUUGGAGCGGGCGAAGAGGUUCCCGGGAUACCGGAAAAUUUGUCUGACGAAGGAAAGGAUUUUAUCGGAAAGUGUUUUAUUAAGGAUCCUAGAAAGAGGUGGAGUGCGGAAAUGCUUUUGGCACACCCUUUUGUUUCGGAAGACACUGUUUCGUUUAAGCACUUUCACGAGUCGCCCCGAAGUCACUUCGAGUUCCCCGAUUGGGUUUCUAGUGCCACGGAAUCUCAAUCGCCGUGGAAUUUUCAUGAGUCGUGUUUGGAUAGUUUGUGUUCGCCGGAGAAUCGCCUCCGCCGGCUCGUGACGGUUCAGACGCCGGCGGGUUGGUCCGAAUCGGAUGGAUGGAGUAGUGUUAGGUGAAAUUGGGGAAUUUGUUCGAUUUUUAUUAUAUUCUAAUUCGUUGAUUUUAAUUUGUUAGGAUGUAAAUUGGGUAGGGUACAGGAUCUGUUAUAUUACUUGAUGGAAGAGUUUUAACUAGCGCCGGUUGUGGCGCGUUGUACAGAGGCUGAUUUUGAUUUUGAUUAUAGUAAAAAUAUACAAUACCAUGAUUUUGAGAAAUUA
Cajanus cajan (pigeon pea) is the source of this 1473-nucleotide messenger RNA. RefSeq names its product mitogen-activated protein kinase kinase kinase 20. The record is from RefSeq and is a predicted model, not a curated record. Lineage: Eukaryota; Viridiplantae; Streptophyta; Magnoliopsida; Fabales; Fabaceae. Gene Ontology annotation, biological process: signal transduction; protein phosphorylation. Gene Ontology annotation, molecular function: protein kinase activity; ATP binding.